AUGAUUCUCCGGACUUCGCGCAGGAUUGUCCUGCUUUCUUUUCUCACAUUGCUUUUCAUAUGCGCCAUGCUACGUCAGAACCCGUGGGCGCAAGAAAGAGUCUAUGACAACAUUCGCCUGUACAACUCGGAGAGGAGACCGGCAGAGCAGGAGAUUUUGCACGAGAGCAGUGACAAAGACCAGCAACUGCAAGGCCCUCCUCCUGCUGAAGAUGCCUGGCAACAUGCCCUGCCCAUGCCUGGCCCACACCCAACCGCCCAGCAUACACACAGGCCAACCAGCGCUGCUCCAAACCGCCUGCCGCCUCCCAUGGAGGCUUCGCGCAAGCCCAUGCCCGAGGCGCAGCCCACAAAGGCGUACCCGCCAUGGGUCACUGCGCCGUCGAGGACGGGUGAAUUCGUGCCUCCCACCCCGCGACCUACUAACUUGAAGGAGUACAUGACGAAGAUGCUCAAAUGGCCCCGCCCGAGCUGGGACGGUCACUGGCCGCCGUUCAAGGACUACAUCAACAAGGCCUACGACCCAAAUCGCUGGGAGCAUUUUGACAUGGACUGGCGCAUCUACGACGCUGGACACGACAAGCUGAAUGAUACAAUUGCCUCUGACCCAGUUGCCUACAAGCCCUUCCCCAAGUACAACACGCCUGGGUGGAAGAAGAAGUGGCACGGCGAGUAUGUGGCCUGCUUGGGCCCUCGCGGCAUUCCGCUCAAUGAGAGCACCGACGAUGAAGUUCAAGUCUAUCGCGGGGUCCCCGAGGACUUUCCCCCUGUGUAUGCCGGUGGCUACGACGUCAUUGGCCUGGAUGACGAUGUUUGCUUCGACCGGUAUUCGCGCUAUGGCCCCUACGGGUACGGCGACGACGAGUUCCCCGAGGUGGUCAAGAACUGGAAAGCGCCCCAGUUGGUCCCCGAGUGGUCCGAAGUAAACUGGGGCGCGCUGCAGGAAGAUUGCCUCAGCCGCAACAAGGAGCGAUUCCGGCCCGGGGCAAGAUCUCCCGUUGUCAAGAUUCCCAGCACCGUUUUGCCUGAGCCCGCCGUUGCUUCGUCUGCCUUUGCCAUCCCGACCGACACGAGCAGGAGCAACAUUGAGGUCAGGGACAAGCCCGAGAAGAAGUACCACCACCGCACUGCCGUGCUCAUCCGCGCAUGGACCGGCUACAAGUACGAGGAGAACGACAUUACCGCCAUCCGCGCCAUGGUAUCUGAGCUCUCGCUCCAGUCUGGCGGCGAGUACCAGGUCUUCCUGUACGUGCACGUCAAGGACCGGAAUCUGCCCAUCUUCGACGACCAAGACACAUACGACCGCAUACUUACCGAAAACGUGCCCGAGGAACUGCGCGAAAUUGCCAUUUUAUGGUCCGAAUCCAUUUUUCCCAAGUGGUAUCCCCAUGUUGGAGACUGGCAAGUUUAUUGGCAGCAGUUCAUGUGUCUACAAUGGUUCAGUCUUACACACCCCGAAUUCGACUACAUCUGGAACUGGGAAACCGACGCGAGAUAUACGGGACACCACUACCACUUUUUUGAGAAGAUUGGCGAGUUUGCCGACAAGCAGCCCCGGAAGCUCUUGUGGGAGCGCAACAAGCGCUACUAUCUCCCCAGCAUCCAUGGCGAUUACCAGUCGUUUGUCGAGAACACGCACAAGGAUGUGCUCAAUGCAUCUGCCCAUUCGCUCAUCCCACCGCCCGUCUGGGGACCACGCCCCUGGGCACGAGCUGACCCCCCGCAAAAGCCCCUUGGACCCAAGCCGCCCACGACCAUGGAGGAAGACAACUUUCAGUGGGGUGUUGCUGAGCCUGCCGACUUCAUCACCCUGCUUCCCAUGUGGGAUCCGCGCAAUACCACGUGGUCGUACAAGGACAAGAUCUGGAACUACCUCCCCGGCGUCCGGCCCAUUUUCACCCCCGAAGACGGCCAGGCCGAUUGGUUCACGCAUCCCGACUUUGAGCAAAUCGACCGCCGCACAUUUAUCAACACGGUUGUGAGAUUCAGCAAGAGAAUGCUUCAGGCCAUGCACGAAGAGAACCUGGUCGGCCGCAGCAUGCAGGCUGAGAUGUGGCCGUCGACGGUCGCGCUCCAGCACGGCCUCAAAGCCGUCUAUGCACCCCACCCCAUCUUCACGGAUCGCCACUGGCCCGCCGCCUACACGGAAGCCAUUUUCGACACGGCCAACACAGUCAAUGAGGAGACGGGCGAGGCGCUCGAAGCCCGCCAAGGCGCAUGGACCGAAGAAGGCGACUCGCCCUACAACCACGACCGCGAGUACAACUUCCAAGGUUGGAGCUGGUACUACGCCUCGCGCUUCCCACGCAACCUGUACCGCCGCUGGCUCAACUGGCCCAUGGUCAAGCAGAACUGGGGCGAGUCGGAGCGCGUCGACGGCGGGCCCGGUAACGAUGGUGCCUUGGAACAGCGCCGCAUGUGCAUGCCGGGUAUCUUGCUGCAUCCGGUUAAGAAGAUGGCCAAGGAGCAGGCGAAGCCUUGA
Messenger RNA from Exserohilum turcica Et28A, 2481 nucleotides. RefSeq lists its product as uncharacterized. The transcript is spliced from 2 exons. NCBI's taxonomy places the organism in Eukaryota, Fungi, Ascomycota, Dothideomycetes, Pleosporales, Pleosporaceae. The record is from RefSeq and is a predicted model, not a curated record. The coding region runs from base 1 to 2481 and encodes 826 amino acids.